Messenger RNA from Musca domestica (house fly), 599 nucleotides. RefSeq names its product CDGSH iron-sulfur domain-containing protein 3, mitochondrial. Bases 105 to 524 code for a protein of 139 amino acids. The record is from RefSeq and is a predicted model, not a curated record. Lineage: Eukaryota; Metazoa; Arthropoda; Insecta; Diptera; Muscidae. Gene Ontology annotation, cellular component: intracellular membrane-bounded organelle. The transcript is spliced from 3 exons. Gene Ontology annotation, molecular function: 2 iron, 2 sulfur cluster binding.
AUCCCUUAUUUUUAAACAGCUGAUGAUAAUUAACUAGCCAACAUUGUCUUUUCUAAUAAGAAGAAGAAACUGGGUUUGUGAGAAUAAAAUUUCCAACAGAAAGGAUGUUUUCUAUAGCGCUAAAAAGAGAUAUUCGUCCCACAAUAGGACUUGUGCAACGUUUUUAUUGUGCUGCCGGCAAAAAGGAAACUGGAGAAACUAAAACUAUACCAAAAAAUGUCUUAGAAGGAAAUCAAACAGCUCAUUUACAAGCUGAAAACGGUGCCAUAUUUGACAAAAAACCAUUCAAGAUUCAUUUGGACAAAGAUAAAGUAUACAGUUGGUGUCUAUGCGGCAAAUCGAAACGACAACCCAUUUGCGAUGGAAUGCAUAAAGAUGAAUUUUUGAAAAUUAAACUGAGACCCAUACGUUUCAAGGUGGAGAAGACCGGAGACUAUUGGCUGUGCAAUUGCAAACAAACCAAACAUCGUCCUUUCUGUGAUGGUACCCACAAACAAAAGCACAUUCAGGAAGCUGUUAAAUAAGCAUUUACAUAUUUGUAGUCAAGCUGUAUGUACAAUUAGUUAUUGUUAAAUAAAGUUGAAUAUUUUGAGAAUUUA